CGAGAGCGAGCCAAAAGCAAAGCGCGGCAAUUGUGCUGAGCGAAGCGAAAAAAAACUGGCCAAGGAAAACACAGCCAUAGCCGCUUCUCUUACCUUAUUACAAUUUCCAGCCAGUUGGCGCUGAGAGCCGGCAACUGUAAGGUCAAGUUCACAGAAGCCUCUGCUUUUUGUUUUUUUGCCACGAAGAUGAUGCGGAUUUUGGUGACUCUCCUACUGGCCCUCCUCCACUACUCCCUGCCCUCGGUCCGGGCCCUGGCCUGUGGUGGCUGCGUGGACCUGGACGAGAUUAAUUUCCAAAGGACAGUGGAAAGGUUUCCCUAUGCCUUGGUCAAGUUCGAUAUAGCCUUUCCCUAUGGCGUGAAGCACGAGGCCUUUGGCGCCUUCUCGAAGGCAGCCCAUAAGGCCACCACGGAUCUCCUGGUGGCCACCGUGGGCAUCAAGGAUUAUGGUGAGCUGGAGAACAAGGCCCUAGGCGAUCGCUUCAAGGUGGAUGACAAGAACUUCCCAGAGAUCUUCUUGUUCAAAGGCAGCAUCGAUGACUUUAUACGCCUGCCCAGCCACAUGGACAUCACCCUGGACAACCUCAAGGCCUUUGUGAGCUCUAAUACCGACCUAUACAUAGGCCGCGAUGGCUGCAUCAAGGACUUUGAUGAUGGCCUCAAGAACUAUGCCAAUAUCCCUGAUGCAGAGCAGGCCGCCCUCAUCGAGAUCUUCGAGGAAAGGCUGGAGAAGAUGAAGAAUCCGGAGCAGCAAAAGAGCGCCAAGUUCUAUCUGGUUUACAUGCGCAAGAUUCGAGAGCUGGGCUACGACUUCCUCGAGGAGGAGACCAAGCGUCUGUUACGUCUCAAGGCAGGAAAGGUGGCGGAGUCCAAGAAGGACGAGCUGCUGCGUAAACUGAACAUUCUGGAGGCCUUUCGGGUCAACAAGCUGACCAAAGAGGCUCCGGAAAAGCAGGAGCUGUGAAAUAAUAUAUUUAACAAAAAUAUGUACGCUGUUAAAUUUGUAAAACAUUUUUUUAGUGCAAGAAAAAAAAAAACCCUAAAAUCGUGAGUGUACAAUAAAAACUUAGAAUAAACCGAAAAUGGAUAUUUA
Messenger RNA from Drosophila kikkawai, 1092 nucleotides. RefSeq names its product endoplasmic reticulum protein 29-like protein wbl (gene wbl). Lineage: Eukaryota; Metazoa; Arthropoda; Insecta; Diptera; Drosophilidae. Gene Ontology annotation, biological process: protein secretion. Gene Ontology annotation, cellular component: endoplasmic reticulum; endoplasmic reticulum lumen. The record is from RefSeq and is a predicted model, not a curated record.